GUGACCUUCAUCAACCGAUGAUUAUUCUCAACCAACCACAAAGACAUUGGCACUCUUUACCUAAUUUUCGGCACAUGGGCGGGCAUAGCCGGCACAGCACUUAGCCUUCUAAUUCGCGCAGAACUAGGACAGCCCGGAACUCUCUUAGGAGACGAUCAAAUUUACAAUGUAAUCGUCACAGCCCAUGCUUUCGUCAUAAUCUUCUUUAUAGUUAUACCCAUCAUGAUCGGUGGCUUCGGAAACUGACUAGUCCCACUUAUAAUCGGUGCCCCAGACAUAGCAUUCCCCCGCAUAAAUAACAUAAGCUUCUGACUCCUCCCUCCCUCCUUCCUUCUCCUACUAGCCUCAUCUACCGUAGAAGCUGGGGCCGGCACAGGAUGGACAGUUUACCCCCCUUUAGCCGGCAACCUAGCCCACGCUGGCGCAUCAGUAGACCUAGCCAUCUUUUCAUUACACUUAGCAGGUGUUUCCUCCAUUCUAGGAGCCAUCAACUUUAUCACUACCAUCAUCAACAUAAAACCCCCCGCACUGUCACAAUACCAAACACCCCUAUUCGUAUGAUCCGUCCUCAUUACUGCCAUCCUACUACUCCUCUCCUUACCCGUCCUAGCAGCUGGGAUUACCAUACUACUUACCGACCGCAACCUUAACACCACAUUCUUCGACCCAGCUGGAGGAGGAGACCCAAUCCUAUACCAACACCUAUUCUGAUUCUUCGGUCACCCCGAAGUUUACAUCCUCAUCCUCCCAGGUUUCGGAAUAAUUUCCCACGUAGUAGCAUACUAUGCAGGAAAAAAAGAACCAUUCGGAUACAUAGGAAUAGUCUGAGCCAUACUGUCAAUCGGAUUCCUUGGCUUCAUUGUAUGAGCCCACCAUAUAUUCACAGUCGGAAUGGACGUAGACACCCGAGCCUACUUUACAUCAGCCACAAUAAUCAUCGCCAUCCCAACUGGUAUUAAAGUCUUCAGCUGACUAGCAACCCUGCACGGAGGAACAAUUAAAUGAGACCCCCCUAUGCUAUGAGCCCUAGGAUUCAUCUUCCUCUUCACUAUCGGAGGCCUAACGGGAAUCGUCCUUGCUAACUCAUCACUAGAUAUUGCCCUUCAUGACACCUACUAUGUAGUCGCCCACUUCCACUAUGUCCUCUCAAUGGGGGCAGUUUUUGCCAUUCUAGCAGGAUUUACCCACUGAUUUCCCCUCUUCACAGGCUUUACCCUACACCCAUCAUGAACCAAGGCACAUUUCGGAGUAAUAUUUACCGGAGUUAACCUAACCUUUUUCCCCCAACAUUUCCUGGGCCUAGCUGGAAUACCCCGACGAUACUCAGAUUACCCAGACGCCUACACACUAUGAAACACACUAUCCUCAAUCGGCUCCUUAAUUUCAAUAACAGCCGUAAUCAUACUCAUAUUCAUCGUCUGAGAAGCCUUCUCAGCAAAACGAAAAGUGCUCCAACCCGAAUUAACUGCCACUAAUAUCGAAUGAAUUCAUGGCUGCCCACCCCCAUACCACACCUUCGAAGAACCAGCCUUUGUACAAGUGCAAGAAAGG
Messenger RNA from Gallus gallus (chicken), 1551 nucleotides. The record is from the annotation of a RefSeq genome assembly. Lineage: Eukaryota; Metazoa; Chordata; Aves; Galliformes; Phasianidae.